Messenger RNA from Momordica charantia (bitter melon), 2100 nucleotides. RefSeq names its product Chaperone DnaJ-domain superfamily protein (gene ARG1). The record is from RefSeq and is a predicted model, not a curated record. Lineage: Eukaryota; Viridiplantae; Streptophyta; Magnoliopsida; Cucurbitales; Cucurbitaceae.
AUUUGUGAGCUGAAAUUUGAAAAAAUCUUCCCUGUUUUCUUUUCUUUCCGAAGAAGGGUCGAGGAAAAGGUCUGAAAAGGACAGGCCGUGGAAGUUCAAGAACGGGGGAAGAUUUAAGAUUGAAGAUUGAAGAUUGAAACCAGGCCGUGGAAGUUCAAGAACGGGGGAAGAUUUAAGAUUGAAGAUUGAAGAUUGAAACCUUCUCCCCUUUCUCAAUUUCUGUCUCUUAUUCAACCACCAAAUUUGGUUCAGUUUUAUCAGCCCAUAAUUCGGUUCUGUUUCGGAGACGAUCUUAGUCCUGUGUUUGUCCUUCGUUUUGUUCAUUUCAUUUGAAGGAAGAGAGAUCCAGUUAGCGUUUCGAAUCGUGCGAUUUUUUUCUUGGGUGGAAUUCCUUGAGGUUUUGGAUAUGGACGUAGAUAUCAUUUGAUUUCAGAAGUUUAGCUGCCUGAUUCAUUCAUAGCAUUUCGUAGUUGGAAUUAGGGAGUGAGAGAGUGAGAUGGGGACAAGUUCAAAAACGGAAGGACCUUCAUCCCCGGCGCUUCGACGAGACCCAUAUGAGGUUUUGUCUGUGUCCCGGGAUUCUACAGAUCAGGAAAUCAAGACUGCUUAUAGGAAACUCGCGCUCAAGUAUCAUCCUGAUAAGAAUGUUGGGAAUCCUGAGGCUUCAGAACUUUUCAAGGAGGUUGCUUAUUCUUACAGCAUUUUAUCGGAUCCAGAGAAGAGAAGGCAGUAUGAUAGUGCAGGAUUUGAGGCUCUUGACGUGGAUGGUAUGGAUAUGGAAAUUGACUUGUCCAAUUUGGGCACUGUCAAUACCAUGUUUGCAGCUUUAUUCAGCAAGUUGGGUGUCCCCAUUAAGACUACAAUAUCUGCCAAUGUUCUUGAAGAAGCUCUGAAUGGAACUGUGACCAUCAGACCUCUUCCUAUGGGAACAUCAGUCAGUGGGAAGGUAGAUAAACAGUGUGCUCACUUCUUUGGUGUAACAAUCAAUGAGCAACAAGCUGCAGCAGGCAUUGUUGUCAGAGUUACUUCCACUGCUCAAAGCAAAUUUAAGCUGCUAUAUUUUGAGCAAGAUACCAAUGGUGGUUAUGGUUUAGCCUUACAGGAAGAUAGUGAGAAGACGGGCAAGGUUACAUCUGUUGGGAUGUAUUUUCUACAUUUUCAAGUAUACAGGAUGGAUUCAACUGUGAAUGCGUUGGCAAUGGCCAAGGACCCUGAAUCUGCCUUUUUCAAGAGGUUGGAAGGCCUUCAGCCUUGUGAGGUUUCAGAACUAAAAGCUGGAACUCAUAUCUUCGCUGUCUAUGGUGAUAACUUCUUCAAGCCUGCAACAUAUACAAUUGAAGCAAUUUGUGCAAAGUCAUAUGAAGAUACAACAGAGAAGCUUCAAGAAAUUGAAGCUCAAAUUUUAAGAAAGAGAAAUGAGUUGCGCCAAUUUGAAACUGAAUAUAGGAAGGCACUUGCACGCUUUCAAGAAGUUACAAACAGAUACAGUCAGGAAAAACAAUCUGUAGAUGAACUUCUAAAAAAGAGAGACAGCAUCCACUCUUCUUUCACCGUUUCCAGGCCAGCAAACCAUAAUGAUAUUGCAAGUGGUUUAAGCAAUGGAAAACAUGAUGAUUCAAAAGUUUACACUUCUGGAGAAGAUGGGGGCUCAGAUGGAAAGGACAAACCUGCCAAGAAGAAAUGGUUUAAUCUCAAUAUCAAAGGAUUAGACAAAAAGCUUGGUUGAGAUUUAGAAGGGGCAUUUGAAAUAUUGCUUUUCUCUGGGAGGUUUGGAGUGCAACCAUAAAGUGAUUGGGGCCUAUCACACUGCUUUCUUUCUUGUGAGUUUCCUCAUAAUACUGUUCACUGUAUCUACUUUUUGAAGCAGAGCUAUACUAUACAUAAAAAAAGAGAUGUGUAUUUAUGCCAUUCUGUUUAGGUCGUAUUGAGUGACUUGCUCAGUUCUCAAUAGUAUUCUGGUAGAGGUAUAUUUAGUAGUUUCUUUAGUGAUAAUAAAUUCGUUUAUUUGGUUUGUGACGAAAACUUGACUGUAAACUGUUUCUGGCAGAGCUGUAGAAUUCUCAUUUGAAUAUUACAAAUUUUUCAUUCAUUUGACUCCCA